Messenger RNA from Balaenoptera ricei (Rice's whale), 2604 nucleotides. It is a transcript of the gene CDH20, whose product is annotated as cadherin 20. The transcript has 11 exons. Lineage: Eukaryota; Metazoa; Chordata; Mammalia; Artiodactyla; Balaenopteridae. Bases 1 to 2406 code for a protein of 801 amino acids. Gene Ontology annotation, molecular function: cadherin binding; calcium ion binding. Gene Ontology annotation, biological process: cell morphogenesis; calcium-dependent cell-cell adhesion; homophilic cell-cell adhesion. Gene Ontology annotation, cellular component: catenin complex; adherens junction; plasma membrane. The record is from RefSeq and is a predicted model, not a curated record.
AUGUGGACUUCUGGUAGAAUGAGCAAUGCAAAGAGCUGGUUUGGACUUGGCAUGUCCUUGUACUUCUGGGGAUUGAUGGACCUUACAACCACUGUUCUCUCGGGCACACCAACACCGCCAGGCAAAUUAGAAGCGUUCCUGUCAGACAAGCCACAGUCACACUCUCGGACAAAGAGGAGCUGGGUUUGGAACCAAUUUUUUGUUCUGGAAGAAUACACUGGAACUGACCCUUUGUAUGUCGGCAAGCUUCACUCAGACAUGGACCGGGGGGAUGGAUCCAUCAAAUACAUCCUCUCUGGAGAAGGUGCAGGCGUUGUGUUUACCAUCGACGACACCACUGGAGACAUCCACGCCACUCAGAGGCUUGACCGAGAGGAAAGGGCCCAGUACACUUUAAGGGCUCAAGCUCUGGACAGGCGGACGGGCAGGCCAAUGGAGCCAGAGUCAGAGUUCAUCAUUAAAAUCCAAGACAUCAAUGACAAUGAGCCCAAGUUCCUGGAUGGACCUUACGUCGCCACUGUGCCAGAAAUGUCACCAGUGGGGACUUCUGUCAUCCAGGUGACAGCCACAGAUGCUGAUGACCCAACCUAUGGCAACAGUGCCCGAGUCAUGUACAGCAUCCUCCAGGGCCAGCCAUAUUUUUCUGUGGACUCCAAAACAGGUGUAAUUAGGACAGCACUCAUGAACAUGGACCGAGAAGCCAAAGAAUACUAUGAAGUGAUUAUCCAAGCCAAGGACAUGGGAGGGCAGCUUGGCGGAUUAGCUGGGACCACAACGGUCAACAUCACCCUCUCAGAUGUCAAUGAUAACCCACCCCGCUUUCCCCAGAAACAUUAUCAGAUGAGUGUGUUGGAAUCAGCUCCGGUUAGCUCUACUGUGGGAAGGGUGUUUGCCAAGGACUUGGAUGAAGGAAUUAAUGCAGAGAUGAAGUACACUAUUGUGGAUGGAGAUGGUGCAGAUGCAUUCGACAUUAACACAGAUCCCAAUUUCCAAGUCGGCAUCAUAACUGUGAAGAAGCCCCUGAGUUUUGAAACCAAGAAAAGCUACACCUUAAAAGUGGAGGGAGCCAAUCCUCACCUAGAGAUGCGUUUUCUGAACCUAGGUCCAUUUCAGGACACAACCACAGUGCACAUCAGUGUGGAAGAUGUGGAUGAGCCCCCUGUGUUUGAACCUGGCUUUUAUUUUGUGGAGGUACCUGAAGAUGUGGCAAUUGGAACAACCAUACAGAUCAUUUCUGCCAAGGAUCCAGAUGUGACCAACAACUCAAUCAGAUAUUCCAUUGACAGAAGCAGUGACCCUGGAAGGUUCUUCUAUGUUGACAUUACAACAGGUGCCCUAAUGACUGCGAGACCCCUUGACCGGGAAGAGUUUUCUUGGCAUAAUAUCACUGUCCUUGCUAUGGAAAUGAACAAUCCUUCCCAGGUUGGAAGCGUUCCUGUCACAAUCAAAGUCUUAGAUGUGAAUGACAAUGCUCCAAAGUUCCCCAGAUUCUAUGAAGCUUUUGUCUGUGAGAAUGCCAAAGCAGGGCAGCUGAUCCAGACAGUGAGCGCAGUGGACCAAGAUGACCCACGCGACGGCCAGCACUUCUACUACAGCUUGGCUCCCGAGGCUGCUAACAACCCCAACUUCACCGUAAGGGACAACCAAGAUAACACUGCCCGGAUUCUAACUAGGAGGUCUGGCUUCCGGCAGCAGGAGCAGAGUGUCUUUUACCUGCCCAUCCUGAUAUCGGACAAUGGGCAGCCGGCGCUGAGCAGCACGGGCACGCUGACUGUCCAGGUGUGCAGCUGUGACGACGACGGCCACGUCCUGUCCUGCAGCCCCGAGGCCUACAUGCUCCCAGUCAGGCUGAGCCGCGGCGCCCUCAUCGCCAUCCUGGCCUGCAUCUUUGUCCUCUUAGUGCUGGUGCUGCUCAUCCUGUCCAUGCGGAGGCACCGGAAGCAGCCGUACAUCAUCGACGACGAGGAGAACAUCCACGAGAACAUCGUCCGCUACGACGACGAGGGCGGCGGCGAGGAGGACACCGAGGCCUUCGACAUCGCAGCCAUGUGGAACCCCCGGGAGGCGCAGGUGGGCGGCGCCUCCAAGACGCGGCAGGACAUGCUGCCCGAGAUCGAGAGCCUCUCCCGCUACGUGCCUCAGACGUGCGCCGUCAACAGCACCGUCCACAGCUACGUCCUGGCCAAACUCUACGAGGCCGACAUGGACCUGUGGGCCGCGCCCUUCGACUCCCUGCAGACGUACAUGUUCGAGGGGGACGGCUCGGUCGCCGGGUCUCUGAGCUCCCUGCAGUCGGCCGCUUCAGACUCGGAGCAGAGCUUCGACUUCCUGACGGACUGGGGGCCCCGCUUCCGGAAGCUGGCGGAGCUCUACGGGGCGUCGGAGGGGCCCACGCCCCUGUGGUGACGGAAGCCGGGAGGCCGGCGCGCGGCCAAACCCGGCCGUUCUGGGGCGGAGGCUUCGCGGAAGAGGCGCCGCCAACCGCAAGAGCAAGACUGUGCUGGAGAGUGAGGUUGCGGGGGGAGCGGGCGAGCAGAGCUCUCUCUGGAUCAGCUUUACUUGGUUAGAUUAAGUUAAAUAAUCAAAAGGAAACACAGGAAGAGG